This is a messenger RNA of Geodia barretti, 954 nucleotides long. Lineage: Eukaryota; Metazoa; Porifera; Demospongiae; Tetractinellida; Geodiidae. The record is from the annotation of a GenBank genome assembly.
AUGCUUAAAGCAGGAUUUAUAGGCGCAGGUGGACGCAGUCAAGGUGCACACUAUCCGAGCGUGAAUCGACUGGAAGAUGAUGUUGAGAUGCUCGGAGUCUGUGAACUGGACGAGGAAAAACUCGCACAAGUUGCCCAGAAAUAUGAGUUUCCGCACACCUUCACAGAUCACAGGAAGAUGCUGGACACCUUAGACUUAGACAUCGUUUAUUGUGUAAUGAACGAGAAGUGGAUUUUACAACCCGCUCUGGAUUGCCUUAACGCCGGCAAGCAUCUGUUCAUUGAGAAACCACCCGGCGCGAACAGCGAUGAAACGCAACAACUACUUGAGGCAGCAGUCGCUAACGAUGUCUACUGCAUGGUAGGGUUUCAGCGCAGAUUUGCUGCCGUUACGCGCGAAGCUAUGCGACGCGUCGCAGAAAAGGGACCCGUUACAUUAGCGAUCACCACCUUUAACAAGCAAAUGCUCGGACAGAAUCGAGAAUUUACGACAACCCUUUGGAACGAUGUCUGCCACGUCAUUGAUCUACUCCGCUAUAUGGCUGGAGGCGAGCCCGUGGAAGUCACAGCGCAUCGUGAAACAUUUGGCGCGGAACAACGCAACUUCUACACCGCCUUCGUCCGUUUCGAUAAUAACGCCACGGGUGUGCUUCUUGGGAGUCGCGCAUCGGGCGGGCGCGUGCUACGCUCUGAAUUGCACGGUGUCGGCAUUGGCUGUUACAUGAAAAUCCCAGAAGAAAUCGAAAUUUACGAUGACAACAACAGAAGUGUUAUGGGAGGUUGGGAAGUUGACGGUGUAGACGAGCGCGACACACCCAACUAUGAAGGCGUGCUGACGAUGCAUCGCCACUUCGCCGAUUGCGUCCGCAACCGGCAAGUCCCGCUUACAGACCUCCGUGAUGUUAUACAUUCUAUUCAUUUUGUUGAUCAGAUAGAGGGUCCGCUACCGGAUUAA